AUGGAAUUGGGCUCAGAUUGUGACGAACAGCAGGAUUGUUCUAUGACGGACGUCGGUGAUAAGCUGGAUUGUGGCCAAAAGAUGCUGCACAACACCAACAGCGUACUGCAAAAGAUUGCGAACCUCUAUGCCGAGCGUCUGAUGUCCGAUGUGACCCUCGUGGUCGGUGAUAAUCGAUAUCCUGCGCAUCGUAUCAUCCUUUGCGCCAGCAGUGACGUAUUCCAGGUGAUGCUAAUGAAUGCAACAUGGCGCGAGUUUGGCGAUGCGGUCAUCACGCUGCAGGAAGAAGAGAAGUGCCACGGUGUGUUCCCGCAGUUCCUGCGCUACAUGUACAUCGGCAAGAUGACGAUAUCGGUGGACACAGCCGUCUACAUCCUGAAGCUGGCGGACAAAUACAACAUCCACGAUCUUGUGCAGAUGUGCAUCGAUUACAUGAAAAAGCACAUCAACAAGGCGACGGCAAAGGGCUACUUCGUGGAGUGGCUGCACAACGUGCUGCUGAUAUGCCCGGGACGUAAGGAUUUAAUCUCCCUGCUGGAGAACUACCUCAAGUGGAACCUUGAGCGCAUCGUGCUCUACCCGGGCUGGGAGAACCUGAGCCUCGGUGUCAUGAAUUGGCUGCUGCAGCAGAACGAUCUGGUCGUGCGCAGCGAGUUCCGCCUGUACGAGCUGGUCGAGAGCUGGUUCAGCUACCAGAAGCGGCAGCUCGAGAUCCGCUCGGACAUGCGCGCCCAGGACCGGGAGGGUGCGAUCAACAAGCUAAUCUACGGUGUGCUGGUUCACAUACGCUUUUCAAUGAUGAGUCUUCCGCAAAUGGCGAACGUGCUGAUGAGCACCUCGGUGCGCACGCUGAAGGAGUUCUUUGUGGCGCGGGUCGCCGACGGAAUGAACUUCCACUCGCGCCAUUUGGAGGUGGUGAGCGCGAUCCGCCAGACGGAGCAUGGUGAGCUGCUGUUUACGCCCCGGCUGUACACCAGCGAUCUGUGGAGCCUCGAAAUUGCGGUCAACUACUUUGACAAACUAGACAAGUACUCGAGCGUGGCGUCGGUGUUCUUUUCCCCGACGAACUUCAGCGAUGUGGACGAGGAAAGCAAUGGAUGGGAUGUCGAGUUUUUUCCGCUUGGCGUGCGGUACAAACCGGCCCAGCUCAUUGGCGUCUAUAGUGCGGCCACGAGCCGCGAGAUCCCGGAGAGUAUCAUCCGUACGGUGCGGUUACGGGUCACCACCCAGGCCACGAUGCGCUGUGAAAGCCGUUAUAUGAUCGGGGUGCUGAUAUGCGGCAUGAUGAACGACGAGGAGUACGUGCAUAAUUCGCUCGUACGCAUGGCUUACUUCUCCAACGAUCAGCGUGUAUUAAAUAUAGAUAAUCUAAUUCCAUUCGAUGAGCUCCAGCUGGGUGGCCAAAGCUUGAGUCACUAUCUGGUGGGUGAGCAUCUAGACACGAUUAAGAUUAAAGUGGUAAUCGUGCCACUGAACCCGUUCUCGAACGUGUUCGCUCCACCGUUGGAGUAG
This is a messenger RNA of Anopheles nili, 1512 nucleotides long. It is a transcript of the gene Tango10, whose product is annotated as BTB/POZ domain-containing protein 17. NCBI's taxonomy places the organism in Eukaryota, Metazoa, Arthropoda, Insecta, Diptera, Culicidae. The record is from RefSeq and is a predicted model, not a curated record. The coding region runs from base 1 to 1512 and encodes 503 amino acids. Gene Ontology annotation, molecular function: protein binding. The transcript is spliced from 4 exons.